Molecule: messenger RNA, 4274 nt
Organism: Linum tenue
Lineage: Eukaryota; Viridiplantae; Streptophyta; Magnoliopsida; Malpighiales; Linaceae
Source: the annotation of a GenBank genome assembly
CUUGAUCUAGGUAACCAGAGAAGCAAGGGAAGAAAAACAAAAUCAAAGCCACGGUUGAGAGCGAAUCUCCCCGCUUUCUUUUAUAGUUAGCAAAUCCUCUCUUCUUCACUUUUCUUCUCCACACCUUUUUCCUUAUUCUUCUUCCCCCCUCUCCUUUUCUCUGUAUUUUUUAAUACGUUCUUGUACGCUUCCUCUCUCUCUGUCUCAUCUUCCAGUAAAACACAAGUCUCAGUAUCUGGAGGAUGUGGCGAGGAUGUUUCCAUUAUCAAUGAACUUUCAUGGGAGCUUGUCAAUGGUUGCUGGAAUUACUGUGUAUUGAUGACAGUGAUCUUGACGAGAAUGAUAGUUUAAAGAUUUUUUUUGAAUCCUUAUGUUUUAGAAUGGAACUCUUCAUCAUUUUACUGGAAGAUUCGUGACAGCGAGGAGAAAUAAUCAGUCAUAUUGGUUUAUUGUUUAGGUGAUUCAUGUUAUGCAGCCUCUGCUUUGCCCUGUAAAUUAUUCGCGGAAGGGUGUGUGAUAGUUAUAAUUGCACUGUAGAUUAGGUGUAAAUAUACGAUUGUGAAGUGUUAGGGAUAGGACUCUUAGAUAAGUUCAUAAUAGGUAGAUAAAAUUGAGAAACUAGUUAUGUCUCAAGGACAAAAGCAACCUGUACAAGGUUCUGCUCGGAAACUUUCACCUUCGACUUCUCAGAAAGAUCUGUGGUUUAUUGUACGAGAAGGGUCCUUGGCUGAUGUAGAUUCUGCUUUGGCACUGCUAAAGAAAAAUGGGGGCAAUAUUAAUUUACGAAAUGCAAUGGGCCUAACACCCCUUCAUAUUGCAACUUGGAGAAAUCACAUUCCCAUUGUCAGGAGGCUGCUUGCUGCUGGUGCUGAUCCUGAUGCUAGGGAUGGAGAAUCAGGAUGGAGUAGUCUUCACAGGGCUCUGCAUUUUGGUCAUCUUGCAGUUGCAAAUGUGCUCCUUCAGUCUGGAGCUUGUAUUACUUUGGAAGACUCUAAAUUCCGUACACCGGUUGAUCUCUUGUCUGGACCUGUUGCUCAGGUUCUUGGAGAUGAAUGUAACUCGGCCACUGAGGUGUAUAGUUGGGGAAGUGGUGCCAAUUAUCAACUAGGAACCGGAAAUUCGGACAUACAAAAGCUGCCCUGCAAGGUUGAUGCACUUCACGGGUCUGUAAUUAGGCUGUUGUCUGCAGCAAAGUUUCAUAGUAUAGCCGUUAGUGACCGUGGAGAAGUCUAUACAUGGGGAUUUGGAAGAGGGGGCAGACUUGGACAUCCGGACUUUGAUAUCCAUAGUGGCCAAGCAGCUGUUAUCACACCUCGUCAGGUGCUUUCUGGAAUAGGCUGUCGCCGUGUAAGAGCAAUUGCUGCAGCUAAACAUCACACAGUUCUUGCAACAGAGGGUGGGGAAGUCUUCACCUGGGGAUCUAACAGAGAAGGUCAGCUGGGUUACACUGUGGAUACUCAACCGACACCUCGCAGAGUGAGUUCCAUUAAGUCAAAGAUCGUUGCUGUUGCGGCAGCAAACAAACACAGUGCUGUGGUUUCCGACUCUGGUGAAGUUUACACAUGGGGUUGCAAUAGGGAUGGUCAGCUUGGUUAUGGUACAUCUAAUUCGGCAUCUAAUUACACUCCAAGGAUAGUUGAGUAUCUGAAAGGGAAAGUUUUUACUGGAGUUACAGCAGCAAAAUCUCAUACCAUUGUCUUACGGAAUGAUGGUGAGGUUUACACCUGGGGGCAUCGAUUUGUUACUCCAAGACGUGUUAUUGUUUCACGAAAUCUGAAGAAAAGUGGGGCUGCCCCUUUGAAGUUCCAUCGCAUGGAGCGGCUUCAUGCAGUAGCAAUUGCUGCUGGGGUGGUGCAUAGUUUGGCCCUUAUGGAUGAUGGUGCCCUGUUUUAUUGGGUCUCUGCAGAUCCUGAUCUUAUAUGCCAGCAGCUGCAUUCACUCUCUGGGAAAAGUAUUGUUAGUGUAUCUGCUGGUAAGUACUGGGGUGCAGCAGUUACAGAUACAGGUGAUGUCUACACAUGGGACAGUAAGCAUGUCAAGGAUAAAUCACCAGUUCCGACUCGAUUGCAUGGUGUCAAAAGGGCCACUUCGGUUGUAGUUGGAGAAACUCAUCUAUUAGCUGUUAGCUCUCUCUAUCAUCCUACCUAUCCCCCUAAUGCUGACAAGAUUCCUCAGAGACAGAAGUCGGAGAAUGAGGAUGAACUGGAAGAGCUCGAAGACUUCCUUUUUGACAAUACUGAGCUGCAUCAUAAGCUAUGUGUUGAUGAAAAUAAUAAGAGUGCUUCAGAAAGGCCCGUGCCAAGUUUGAAAUCUCUCUGUGAAAAGUCGGCAGCAGAUAAUUUAGUUGAGCCAAGAAAUGCGAUACAGAUGCUUGAAAUUGCCGACACUCUUGAGGCCAAUGAUCUGAAGAAGCACUGUGAGGACAUUGCAAUUCACAACCUGGACUAUCUUCUGACCUUCUCAUCACGUGCUUUUACUGCCACAACAUUGGAAAUCCUGGCUGGCCUGGAAACUCUCUUGGAUCAAAGGUCAUCCGAGCCAUGGAGCUACCGGAGGCUUCCAACUCCAACAGCCUCGUUUUCAGUCGUUGUGAACAGUGAAGAGGAUGAUAGUGAGAGUGAGGCUAUGAGAACCCGGGAAAAGUACACUAACAAACCUGUUCUUUUGGGACCUGGAGUGGAGUCUAGGCAAGACUCCUCCUUUCUCCAUCCUAUGCCCAAGGAUGAUCAGGAACACCUGAAACAAGUUCGUGCUCUGCGUAAGAAGUUGCAGCAGAUUGAGAUGCUGGAGGAAAAGCAACUUAAGGGCUAUCAACUUGAUAACCAGCAAAUUGCAAAGCUCCAAACACGGUCUGUCAUUGAGAGUUCGCUUGCUGAGCUUGGGUUUCCAGUGGAGAUGGUAGAUGCCAAGGCAUCGGCUUCUGCUGCUUCAUCUGAUGUGAUGAAGGGCAGUAACAAAAAGUUGAAGGCAUCAAGAAAGCAAAAUAGGAAAAGCAAGAACAAGGGUGAGGAAGAUGAGAUGAGAUCAGGUCUUAAUGGAAAUAAGGUAGAGGUGGGGCCCAUAAUACCUCUUUUGGACGCUGAGAUGUCUCCAGGCUCCAUAAAUAAGGAUGAAGAAGCAGUACGAGCGAAGGGUGUUGCUGAAAUCCGUGUGCCUGAUGCUAUACUUGUUAAGACGGAUAUUGCAGAUUUAGUAGGGAAGAGUAAGAGCACUUCUACCCUGGGAUCCAAGAAGAAGAAUCGGAGAGGUGGUCUUUCCUUGUUUCUGAGUGGUGCCCUUGAUGAGGCUGCGGAAGAGGCUGCCCCUCCUCCACCACCUACCCCUAAAAAUGAGGGGCCUGCGUGGGGUGGUGCUAAAAUAUCAAAAGGUCGUUCCUCACUUCGUGCAAUUCAGGACGAGCAAAGUAAGACUCUGGGCAGCAAUCCAAAGAACAAUACUCUGGUUGAGGAGAGUAAGGGUGAUGGAAAGGUAUCCCUGAGCGCAUUCAUUUCUUCCAAACCUAUACCUAUGGCUCCACCCUCCACAUCCCUUACUUCUGAUGUCGACAAGGGCACCCCUCCCUGGGUUUCUGGGACUUCUCCUCUCAUGUCUCGUCCAUCUCUACGAGACAUCCAGAUGCAGCAGAAGGGUAAACAGCAUCAAAACAUUUGCCAUAGUCCCAAGACCAGCACAACUGGGUUUGCAAUCACCACGGGUCAGGGUUCCCCAUUGGAUUCUCCUGGGAUGAACAAGUGGUUUAAGCCAGAGGUUGAUGCACCGUCGUCUCUCAGGUCGAUUCAGAUCGAGGAGAAGGCAAUGAAGGAGCUGAAGCGACUCUACAGCAAUGUGAGGAUAGUGAGGAAUGCUGCAUGAUAUAUGCUCCAUCUUCCCUGCAUGAGUUAACUUUUCCUUUAUCCUUUUAGUUUAUUUUACCCAUUUCCUUCUCUUAAGAUCUUCUCAUAGUUUGAAAAGGACGGAUUUGACUGUACAGAGGAUCAGAAUUUGCAGAUUUAGUCCUUAUAAUUUUCAAGGGUACUCGGUCAAUCCCUCUUUGUUCUUUUUUGUUCUUCCCUCUUGUCUUCCUCGAGUGUAUUCAAUAUUCAUAGCUCAGACUCGCAGAAAUGGGGUAUCAAUUGUGAAUUUGUGAUCCCCACUUAUUAUUUUUAUUUCCUUCUUAAAUAAGGAUUUGAAGCUUUUGUACAUUCAAAUUUCAAUCGUUCUGUAAGCAACAACUAGUGAAUCGUUUAAUGAAAAAUAAUAAAGCUUAGCCUAUGAAAGCUUCAGUUACAGAUUAA